Perca flavescens (yellow perch) is the source of this 6802-nucleotide messenger RNA. It is a transcript of the gene cc2d1a, whose product is annotated as coiled-coil and C2 domain containing 1A. Lineage: Eukaryota; Metazoa; Chordata; Actinopteri; Perciformes; Percidae. The coding region runs from base 424 to 3402 and encodes 992 amino acids. The transcript is spliced from 28 exons. The record is from RefSeq and is a predicted model, not a curated record. Gene Ontology annotation, molecular function: DNA-binding transcription repressor activity, RNA polymerase II-specific.
CGCAAUGUAGGAAGUAAAUUCCACAUACGUUCCCCUCCUAGGAUGGCGAAGGCAUACACAAUUCGCGACCGUCCCUACCCGCUGCCUGCUCCGGUCUGGUUGGUUGUAAACCGUCUCUGUUAGGGUUAGGCAGGAGGAGUUGGUUAUGGUAACAAUGUCAGGGUAACGUUAAGCCAAUCAAUGGCAGAGUAAGAUAGAGUAGGGCGGGGCAUGCCUUCUCAAUCCUAGGAAAUAAAAUACUCUCGCGUACCGUUCUUGUUUUCCCCGUUUUGACAGCUCGAACUAAACGUUAAAUUAAAUCUGCCUGCUUGUAUAUAUUUAGUCUUUUCUCCUAUACUUUCGGAGAAGUUUCCGACUUGAAUAAUCGACUCGACUAGCUGUAACACUAACAUCACGGUCCGUGAAACCGUCAAGGAAGUCAAAAUGAGUCGCAGUCGGAACCCCCCUCCCCGGGGUCAAGGGGCAGCGCGAGCCAAACAGAUGGGGCUGCUUCUUGACCUGUCCCCGGAUGGAGGGAUGGAUGAUGAGGGAAAUGAUGAAGACCUGGAGGCAGAGCUGUUGAAUCUGGUGGGAGGAGGUGGAGGGAGAUCACAAGGAAAGAAAGCUCCUGUUCCCAUGGCUGAUAUAGAGCAAAUGGCAGCUCUUUGUAUGAAAGACCUGGAUGAUGAGGAAAUGGGGGAUGAAGAUUUGGAAGAUGAUGAAGAUCUGCUGGCAGAACUGAAUGAGGUUUUGGAGGAUGAUGAGGAACCAACUCCUACUCUCACCCUUCCUGCUGUCACGCCGACUGGUCCCAAAGUGAGCGUCGCAUCCCACUCUGCUCCUUCUGCAGCUCCCAGGGGUGCGACUGUGUUGGAGUCUCUCCUGUUGGAGCGCAUUGAAAUGUAUAAGGGAGCCAUUUCCAAUGCCAAGGCUGCGGGGGAGACGAGCAAAGUUCGAAGAUACGACCGUGGGUUUAAGACUCUGCAGACAAUGUUGGCAUCUGUCAGGAAAGGAAAAGCAGUCAAUGAGGAGGAGAUCCCGCCUCCAGUUGCUCUCGGCGGAAAGCCCAACGUCCCAGCAGAGUCUGAAUCGAUCAAGGAACGAGAACUGCCAGAGCCCACGCGGAUGCCCUCUCCGCCCACAAAUCAGAAACCUCUGAGGGAGGCUGCGCCAAAAGCUCCUGAUAUGAAGCCGCUCCAUCUGACCGUGCCCCAAAAGCCUGCUGCUGCCGCCAUCACCCCGGAAACACCUGCCAUCUCUCCCCUCACCCCCAGCCAGCCCGACGCACAGCACUCCGAGCUGAAACAGGCUGUGUUGUCCAGACAAAGGGAGUAUAAGAUGGCGGCCAUAAACGCUAAAAAGAGCGGCGACAUAGACCAGGCGAAACAGCACUGCAUCACUGCCAAGAAGCUGGACAUGCUGGUGGAGGCUGUGGACAGAGACGAACCUGUAGACCUGAGCUCACUACCUCCUCCUCCUGGAGACGUAGUAGCAAAACACUGUGCACCUCCUCCUCCUCAGUCUUCCUCUAAACCUGCUGCCCCCGCUGCACCUGCACCCACCCAGGUGGCCACUGCCGAUCUGCCUGCCCCCAGCAGUUUGGCAGAAGCCCUGCAGCAGAGAAUGGACAUAUACAAGUCAGCAGCAGAGGGAGCCAAGAGCAAAGGAGAUGAUCGUAAGGCUCGCAUGCACCAGCGCAUUAUCAAGCAAUACCAGGAUGCCAUCAGAGCUCACAAAGCUGGACGACCUGUCACUUUGUCGGAUCUACCUGUGCCACCAGGCUGUCCACCACUUCAGGGCUCAGAGGGGGGUCAGCAGAACUUCAUGGGUGUCCUGGAAACGGCUAUGAAAAUAGCUAAUCAGGAUGCAGACGCAGAAGAGGAAGAAGAGGAUGGACAAAGAGAGGCUGCCAAGCCCACAGUGCGUCCACCUACCCAGAAAGCAAAGUCUCCAGCUCCUCAGGCCCCGGGAGGCUCCUCAGCUCCAAAACUGGGAUCUAAAGCCCAGCAGCAAGUGGAUUUACUGUUGCUAAGGCGACAGGCUUUUUUGCGUGCAGCGUUGCGCUCCAAACAGAUGAAGGACAUGACUGGAGCAGCGCAGUACCUCAGACAUGCCAAGGGACUGGACCCCAUGAUCACUGCUGCCAAGUCUGGCCUACCUGUCGAUAUCACCAAGAUUCCCAGUGCUCCAGUGAGUGAGGAGGACUACGCCCUGGCUCGCUCCCGCACCUCCCCUCUCUCCCAACGCUCCAGUGAACAGUACCACGGCCUCAUGGAUCUUUUGCGGAAGCAGCAUGAGAAAUGUUUGGGAUGCUCUCAACAGCUCACACUCAUGGGCAAUGUGUCUGAGGCUCUGAAGUUUGAGAGGCUAGUUGAGGAGUGUAUGAAGAACAUAGAGAUACUGAAGAAUGCACACGCCAAGGGCCAGCCAGUCCCCAAGUGCCGCACAGAGGAGAGGACCUUCAACACGAUCAAGAGCAACUCCAACCUGACACCUAAUGACCUGAUACUGUACAUCAUCAAAGGCAUCAACCUACCAGCUCCCUCAGGUGUCUCACCCAACGAUCUGGAUGCCAGUGUGAAGUUUGAGUUUCCUUUUCCCAGCGCGGAGGAGGCUCAGAGGGAUAAAACGAGCACAGUAAAGAGCACUAACAGCCCAGAGUUUAAAGAGAAUUUCAAACUCCACAUCAACCGCGCCCACCGAGGCUUCAAACGAGUCAUCCAAUCCAAAGGCGUCAAGUUUGAAAUCGUCCACAAGGGAGGCCUGUUUAAGACAGACAAAGUUGUGGGCACUGCUCAGCUGAAGCUAGAGGCUCUAGAAAACCAUUGUGACAUUAGAGAGAUAAUAGAGGUGAUGGAUGGACGUAAAGCUACAGGUGGCAAGUUGGAGGUGAGGGUGAAGAUCAGAGACCCUUUAUCAGGAGUUGAUCUCCAGCCAGUGACGGAGAAGUGGGUGGUGCUCGAUCCUGUGUCCCCCAUUUCUCCUCCCGAGAAACAAAAGGAACGGGCUCCAUCUCCUCGGUCUAAACCCAGACAUGAAUCGAGCAGCAGGAGCAGUCAUCCCAACAACUCUCCUCCACAGUACAAACUCCACAGCUUCAGCCUCCUCAACUAUGACAGGGAGCGGCUGGAGAGAAAGAUUGCAGAGUACCGAAAGGCACGACGGGAUCCCCCAUCUGACCUCGUCCAUCAACACAAAGAGGUCACACACAGACUGCAGUGGCAGAAAGCACAGCUGGAGGGAGCCUCUUCUGCUCUACUGACAGAGUAUGAAAAUGUGCUGCGGCGCUCCGUCCAAGGGUAUGCUGACUCUGUGAAGAAAUACUCCAGCCAGGGCAACAGGGACGCUGCCAAGGAUUCACUGGGCAAGUUGAAGAUGGUAGAGACUGAGUUGGAAUCGCUUAAAAGGAAACGCACAGGAUGAGAGGAGAGUAAGGGAGUGGAGACUUGGCUGGAGUACUGUUAUAUCAUCUCUCUCUCACUCUCUCUCAUACACACUCCUAGACAAGCUUGAUGGUGUUUUAAGCCUCCAACGUCACCUUCCAGGCAGCUAACCCUCACCUUAACACUAAACAUAACCAUUGACGCGCUGCCAGGAAGGCAACGUUGGGGGCUUCAAACAUCAAUAUUCAAACACUACAGUGGGUACUUCAAGCACCUUUAGUAUGAUUCUGUGCUGCCCAUGUCCAUGACAACUGCAUGAACCAACCGGACAAUUCUGUCAAUUGAUCAUAUAACCUGCGUUACUUGUGGUUAGUUGCCUGCCACAGUAAUUAAAAAGAAAUCUCUAACAACAAAGGGACACAGAAAUUAAAGCAAGCAUUAAAAUGUGUUAUUGGGGAAACAGGCUUAUUUGCACUUAAACACUAGAGAAAGCUGCUUUUAAAGUUCAUCUUUACAAACCUUACCUGUUCUGUUCAUUUUUGUCAGUCCCAUUUUUUCCUUUGAGAAUUGUUGGUGAAAGAUCCGUCAGAAGAUUUAUAAAUUUUACGUUUGGCACCAGCUCAGAGAGUCUGUUGGUGUCCACAGAUGACCAAAAAAUAUGUGCGUGUGUGUAUGUGUGUGCUCUGAAGUGUGUUUAACCUAUCGACUAAGGUGUUUCUAACCCCUUUACCCAUAUUUUAUGUGUGUAAUGAGCUUAAUCUAAUCUGUCUGCUCCAGUGUUUCCAGAUUACAGUAAUCUGCUCCGUUUGGAGUGGAGUGAUAUGGGAAUAAAAAAACGGGGCUUCGGGGCGCCGCAGCCUACAUCCCAUAACGAGGGAUUAGUGUUUGUGUCACCAAGGAGACGACUAGAUCAGACGUAGAGUCGCCUUUGGGGCUGGGAAGAGGGGGUGUUAGCAGCGUGCCACGAAUGUGGUAGAGGCUUAGUUCUGCAAAAGGAUUGCUUCUUCUUCAUCAUCAGCUGUUUCUUUGUUGUUGUGUUCUUCAUCCUCACUUUCUUCACACUAAUUCCGUAUAUUCAAAGAUUAUUCACAGUCAUGAGUAAUAUGCCGCUCCACUAGGAUUUUCUUUAAACUCUUCAAUAAUAUUAAGCCCAUUAUGUUGUCGAUUAGAAAAUAAUUAACAGCUGCUGCCUCAGCUUGCUGCUAUUUUCCAUAGAUUUUGGCAUAUGCAGUUUACAAAACCAGAUUCUUUCCCACUGAGAUCUCCAGUGGCAGCACAGUGGAUGCUGAAUAGUCUGCCCACAGAAGGACAACUCAAUAUGUGUCAGUGAUGCUGGGUAAUUGCUCAUUUCUAUUUCUGUUGCCCCAUAGACAUCUCUGUCAUACAGUAGGCACCCUUGUCAUUCCUCUCUACUUUACACUUAUAGUGGCCGUGAAGUCUAGGGAACAAAUAUCAGACAAACCCUGUAAAACUUUAAAAAGAUGUGUGACAAGUGCAGACACCUUGAAAUUAAUCAUUUUCUCAACAGCACUAGAUGUACAAAAACAGGAAUGUGACGAAUAUGUCUGUUUAGAGGACAGAUGUUUCCUCUGUGUGUUGGACAACCUGCUAACCUGACAGCAGAUUCUGUUGACCCACGUUGAUUGCAUGCAGCCGGGAUGUAGCAAACUAGUUUAAAUGACCCUUACUUCAUCUGACUCUUCAAUGUGGAUGAUGUCUGUUAACUCCACUAAUAGGUUUUUUCGGUCACGUGACACAGCAGAGACUCAUCUGUUUGCCCUAAUCCACUCACUGCUUCACCCCAUUAGCAAAUAAUCCUGGUUAAAGUUGACCUGAUAUGGCCCUCCAUAGUCUGUGUUAAUUUUUUUUUAACACCCCUUCCCCCACUUUUUUUUUUAAUCUAUCAGGAGAGGAUAUCUUCUGACUCUUUGUAAAUGGUACGUUAUGGUGCUUUUGAUCAGCUGAUAUUCUUUUAGAUGGACAGAUGAUUGCUUAUAGUGGCAUGAUAACUUUUAGUUAAUUAUGAGGUGGCUCUGAAAGGACUACUGUAUGCCAAUGUGUGUUUGCAACUUUUAGCUCCUUAAUUACAAGUCAUGUACACUUAACAUUUUUGCUGACAAUUUUUCAAUGUAUGCUGCACAGUUUCAGAUUUGAUGUAUUUUCCCUACUGUUCCUGGCAGCCAUUAGUUUCCAUUCAUUUCAGUGCAGUAUGAAAAUCUGUUAGACUGUUGAAACUUGCUUGUCAAACAUUUGGCUCAAACAUUAAUUGCUCAAAGUUUAUUUGUGUUAAUUUAUGUUAUUUAUUCGAUAAAGACGGCAUUAACGAUGAAGAUUCAGAUAAUGUAAAUUUGACAAAAAUGAAUGCAGAAUCAAUGAUUUACACAUUGGUUUAAUUGGUUUUCAUACUGUAUGGAAAUUAAUAGAAAUCAAUGGCUGCCUGAAUCUAUUACAAAAAAUAUGACUAUAGAUUAAUUACAAUGCCAAAAAAAACAAUGUCUUCAAUUUUCUUGUUUUGUUAGACCCCACUCGCCAAAACCCAGAGAUAUUAAGUUUACUAUCAUAUAAGAUGAAGAAAAGCUACAAAUUCUCAGAAUUUAGAAGCUGGAUAUAGGGAAGGUUGUGUUUUGGCUUCAAAACGGAUUAAACAAAUCGAUUAUUAAUCAAUCGAUCAAUCUUUUUUUAAAGGACAAGCUGUGAUGUAAACUAGUUUGUAGUUGAUGGGCUAAAACAUGCAAAUCCACCACGUUGGUUCUUUAACAGAAAAUGUGUAGCACUCGCAUGUUUUAACGUGGUUAAACGCACACAGAACUGCAGCGGAGCAGCACUCCUUUCUCUAACUCCAAAACCUUUAACCCCAUGUCACCACACACACACACACACACACACACACCACCCCACUGAGGCUGUCCUGUUGUCAUAGCGACGUGCUCAUUAGCAUGCAGUGUGGUAGUUAGAUGGUCAGGACCCAGGGAGAGGGACAUAUUGUCAAAGUUUGUCCUGCUGGUGACUCACACUCCUUUUUCACAUUUACAAGACACCACACACACUCCUCACCCUUUUUUUUAAUUUAGGUUGUUUGGCUCUCCUCUCUGUUUGAGCUACUCUGUAAUCUCGCUGCACUCCAUUUAAAAAGGAGAAAGUUUGGUGAAUUGUUGUCAUUAUUGGUAAUAUUUCUGUCCUGAUCUGCUGCAGUAAAUGUAUUGUUUGGGAACAUACUAUUCUUGAACCUAUUACAUUUAUUAAUCUAUUAAAUCAUGUAAGAGCAAUCAAUAUAAAUGUAAUAUUUGUAUACAGUAAAUAUACAGCAUAAUAUACUCUGACUCUAUUUUUACUUGUAAGUCAUGAUUUGUGCAGCUUAGACAGGGAAUGUAUGAAGGAAUGAUUGUUUAGGCUUUAUUACGUAUGAGGUUGGUGUGAACAUGAAUAAAAUAUGGAAACAG